CUAUGGAGGUCGCAUCCCUCACGACCGAAAUGCACACCAUCUCUACAUAUAUGCCACAACCUUUGAUUAGCCUGUCCAGCCGUCAUGCAAGCCCGCCAUGGAAGCGCAGCAGCAAUUUGUACGCCUCGGCUUGGACGAGGCACUUGACCUACGCGAGGAGCAUCAUGACCACGAUGAAGAGCUGCCUGACUACAAUGCUUCCUCCGCAGCCCCUGCCUACGAUGACGGCGACCACGACGGACCAUACCAGACGUUUCACUUGAGACGGUACGAUCGUAGGAUACAGAUGCUGGUAGCGUACGGGUCAUCCGCGAAUACGGCUUAUCGAAUCACUACGAAUACGUUCCGGCUCUUCUCAAAGAGGCCAGAGAUGGAGGUACUCUACACCGACGAAGGACGUAUGCGAACGUUGGCAGCCAUAUCGUUCGACGAUGAUGGGCCAUUGCCAUGGCGGCCGCGCGCGCACUUCAAGCACACGGAUGCAGACGGCGUCGCAGAGAGGUACAACAUGGAGUCGCGCAACUUUGUAGACUGGACAGUCACAUUGGGAGACACAGUGUAUGAGUGGAGGCUUAGUAUGUGGCCCAUCUCGCUGGAGCUGAGCCAAAAGCACUCGAGCCUGGUCAUUGCGCGUUUCACGUACUCGGACCGGGGAACACUGGCUGUUCGUGGAGGAGAAGUCGGCGAUCUUGCCGUCUAUCGUGACGGAUUGACACUGCAGAGAGACGGGGUUGGCAAGGUUGUUUGCAGUGUGAUGGUAGCGUUGACGCAGCUGCAGAAGCUUGGGAGACACUACCACAACGAUGAUGCAACGAGAUCGCGCACAAACUCGACGGCGAGAGAGCAACCGGCAGCGCACCGGAGAUCGUCUGCCGGCUUCUCGGUUGUCUGAGACUGCGGUGGCGAGUCGUUUGGUGUACCCGUGGUGUUUGACUGAGGUAGCAUGUUGACAGCAUUGCAGAUGAGCUGGGACAUACAAAGAGCCGAGCAUUGUCAAUGCCAGUGUGUUUCUGACGGAUUCGGUCAGUUGGCAGGAAAGGUGGAACGCCCACAUGCCUCUGCGAACAGCUUUCUUUCUGUGCCGGAGUAGCUGAGACGAGCGCUGCAAGCGGGCACAAUAAUGAAUGAACAACACCCCGGCAGUGCAGUGCAGACGAGAUGCAGUGGUAAGCGCGUAGGGCCGAAUGAGCAAUCAAUCUGCCGAAUACAUGAUCAUAUAUAGCGCGUCCUGUAGCAGAUCGCCAUCACGCAGACAACGGCGCGGCCCGGCGAACUACAGUUCGGCGAGCA
Messenger RNA from Didymella exigua CBS 183.55, 1290 nucleotides. RefSeq lists its product as uncharacterized. The transcript has a single exon. Lineage: Eukaryota; Fungi; Ascomycota; Dothideomycetes; Pleosporales; Didymellaceae. The record is from RefSeq and is a predicted model, not a curated record. The coding region runs from base 98 to 892 and encodes 264 amino acids.